Sitophilus oryzae (rice weevil) is the source of this 722-nucleotide messenger RNA. RefSeq names its product 5-demethoxyubiquinone hydroxylase, mitochondrial (gene Coq7). The coding region runs from base 110 to 673 and encodes 187 amino acids. The transcript has 3 exons. Gene Ontology annotation, molecular function: 3-demethoxyubiquinol 3-hydroxylase activity. Gene Ontology annotation, biological process: regulation of reactive oxygen species metabolic process; determination of adult lifespan; ubiquinone biosynthetic process. Gene Ontology annotation, cellular component: nucleus; mitochondrial inner membrane. The record is from RefSeq and is a predicted model, not a curated record. Lineage: Eukaryota; Metazoa; Arthropoda; Insecta; Coleoptera; Curculionidae.
AGUGUCAGAAACAGCUGAUGAAAAAAUAAAAUCUGAAUUUGAGGUUAAUGUCUAAAAAUCUUAAAAUGUAUUUUGAUAAGAGAAAAUAUAGUUGAUUUGAUCCGUAAAAAUGCUGAGAAAAAACAUUUUUACUUACACACAAGUGCGUAACGCCUCAAAUAAGUUAAUCGAUGAGAUAGUUCGCGUAGAUCAUGCUGGAGAACUUGGUGCCGAUAGAAUAUAUGCCGGCCAAAUGGCCGUACUGGGUAGUACUUCCAAAGGUCCCCUUAUCCAACACAUGUGGGACCAGGAAAAAGGACACCGAGCCAAAUUCGAAGAACUUAUAAAAAAGCACCGUGUACGACCUACUGUUAUGACGCCUAUUUGGAAUGUAGCAGGUUUUAUGUUAGGAGCCGGUACUGCUUUACUAGGGGAAAAAGCUGCCAUGGCUUGUACAGUGGCUGUGGAAACUGUCAUUGUAGAACACUAUAACGAUCAAUUAAGAACGCUGCUUGAGAAUCCGGAAACCAACAAGGAAUUAAUGGAAGUUAUUACCAAGUUUCGGGAUGAAGAACAGGAACAUCAUGAUACUGGUAUAGAUCACGGGGCAGAACAAGCACCCUACUAUAAAUUACUGUCGGAUAUUAUAAAAACUGGAUGUAAAACAGCAAUAGCAAUUUCAAAAGUGAUUUAGCAUGUAACUAAUUUUUAUGUAAAUAAAAUAGAAAACGUAAAAUUAAAAA